AUGCUUAUAAGGAGAUUAAGCAAUGCUUUGCUAAAGUAUCGAUUUUCCAAAGAAGCAGCAGAGCCUCAGCAAGUUUAGAGAGUGAAGGCACCUUUCGGGUUCACCCAAGUCAACUGCUUGGUGAUUCAUCCGAUCUUUUACCCUAAUAAAGGUCCUGAAUUGGAAUUGUACUUGGCAGAGGAAGCAGUGGGAUUGUCGAAAUCUUUAAAUUGGACACUUGAGAAGGGGCCUUUUUGGAAGGAGGAAUACUCAUAGAAAAUACGUAUUAGUCAGGGAAGGAACCCCCUCUAGGUAAAGGUGGAGAAUAAUGAAGAUGAGUUGAAAGAAGAGGGAUGGGAGCUUUCUAGCAAAGCGCAUUUAAGGAAUGGAGAAUAUAUAUACCUUCCAUUUUUAAAUGGAACAUAUGACGAUGGUCAAAUGUUAGUUGAUUUAUCCUCGGAGAGUGAUGAUGACUUAGGUCACGAAUGGAAGAAUAAAAUUAUACGGAAUUCAAUUGCUAAAUCUUCCUUAGUUAAAGUAAAAAGGAUCCAUUCAUCCACUUUUUUCACAAAAGGCAAAGUGGCCAUGUUGGGGGAACAUAUUUAUGAUAAGAAAAUAAAUGCAGUCUUUAUUAAUCAUGAGUUAACUCCUCUAUAAACUAGGAAUUUGGAGAAGGUGUGGACUCAAUAUGCUAAAGGAGAGAUCGCCACUUUUAGAAGAAGUGAAAAUCCUGAUGAUAGCGAUAUGGCAACUGAUGCAGAGACAGACAUUGAGUAUGAGGACGCUUAUGUAAAGGUGUUUGAUCGAUUCACUAUGAUUCUGCAAAUCUUCGCAAAGAGAUCUACACAAGGCGUAGCAAGAUAAUAGAUAGAGUUAUCAUUUCUGAAAUUUGCCAAGACUAAACUUGUGAGAAGUGGCAGUGCAUUUGCAUCUUUGUCUUCGAUAUUCUUGGGGGAUUUGAUGAUGGCAAAGGAAGUCUAUUUGGAGGUUGUGUCUGCGAAAUAGAGAAGAGCUUUGGGGAAGAUGAGUGGUUCAGGAGAGAGUGAAAUCUAAAUUUAAAGGAGAUAAAUAGAUGAGAGAAUAGCAAAAGUGCGUAGACAAAUAGAGGAGGAGGGUCUAUAAAGAGGUAAAUUAAAGUAGAAGAAAUUAAUACACACAGUCCCAAGGAUUGCAUUGAUUGGGUACACUAAUGCUGGGAAAUCAUAACUAUUAAAUUGUAUUUUACAAAAGGAGGUUGUUGAGAGUAAGGAUUUGUUAUUCCAGACUUUGAGUACUACAUCCAAACAAAUCCGAUUGGCAUCAGGACAGAAGGCUAUAAUGUUAGAUACCAUAGGAUUUAUCACAGAUCUUCCACAUGAUUUGGUGGAGUCAUUUAAAUGCACUCUAGAGGAAGUGGCUGAUGCUGAUAUUGUGUUGCAUAUAAGAGACAUCUCUCAUCCUUGUUCGGAACAGUAGAAGUAGGUUGUACUUGAGGUGUUGUAGCAAUUAGGGUUCAAUGAAGAGUUUUAUAGUAAAAAGAUGAUUGAAGUUUGGAACAAGAUCGAUUUGAUGAGAACCCCUAUUGAUUUCAAAUAGAUUCAACAGGAGACUUAUCCUAUUGUGCCUAUCAGUGCUCUAUUCAAUACCAAUGUUAAGUAAUUGUUGUAGAUCAUGGAGGACAAAUCAAAUCUGAUUAUGAAUAAAAGACCAUAUAAGUUGAGAUACAACAUCGAUGAACAUUAGUAGAGAUUGAAGUGGCUCUUUGACAAUGGAAAUAUCUCAGGAAUCAAAAAUGAAAUUCACAUCACUCCUGUAAAGAAAGGAAAUCCUACAGAAAUUGAGUAUGAAGUCAUUUUGGACGAGAUCACUUACAAUCGAUAUAUUGCAACAUUCACUCCUGAGUUGAGAAUCAAAAAAAACAAGGGAAUGCCUCCUCCUAAUUGGUGA
Messenger RNA from Paramecium tetraurelia, 1905 nucleotides. RefSeq lists its product as uncharacterized. Gene Ontology annotation, cellular component: cytoplasm. NCBI's taxonomy places the organism in Eukaryota, Ciliophora, Oligohymenophorea, Peniculida, Parameciidae. The record is from RefSeq and is a predicted model, not a curated record. Gene Ontology annotation, molecular function: GTP binding; ribosome binding. The transcript is spliced from 2 exons.